AUGGAUGGCAACAACCCUUAUAACUCUCCUACAGUUCCACCACCACCUAUACAACUUCCAAAAGUAGUAACUUCUACAUCUGCACCAACAACUCCUUCAUCUUCGACAACCCCGACAGCGACGACCGGUAUUGUUGUUGGAAGAUACCGUGGAACCAGAUGUAGGAGUGGGAAAUGGGUAUCUGAGAUACGUGAGCCGCGUAAGACGAAGCGCAUUUGGUUAGGGACAUACCCUAAAGCUGAAAUGGCAGCAGCUGCUUAUGAUGUUGCUGCUCUUGCUUUAAAAGGACCUGAUACGACUCUUAACUUUCCGGAUUCGGUACUUUCUUACCCUAUUCCUGCUUCUUUGUCUUCCGCUGAUAUUCGCGCUGCGGCUGAAGCUGCUGCACAAGCCAAACUCAGGAGAGUGAAACCACCUGAUCAACAUGAACAAGGAAGACAACAGCAACAGCAAGAAAACGUUUCUGGUUUUGGUUUUGGUGGAAGUUCUUCAGCUAGUACUGGAAUGCAACAACAACAACAAAACCCUUCUGGUUUUGGUUUUGAGGAAAGUUCUAUAGCUAGUAGUGGAAUGCUGCAACAACAACAACAACAACAAGGUUAUGAAUAUAUUGAUGAGGAUGAGUUGUUGAAUAUGCCGAAUUUGUUGGACGAUAUGGCGAGAGGAAUGCAGGUUAGUCCACCAAGGAUGACCUCGUUUUCGAAUUACUCUUCCGACCAUCAUUCACCGAGGAAUUCUGAUGGAGGAGAUGAUAAUCUUUGGAGUUACACUUUUUGA
Messenger RNA from Vicia faba (fava bean), 777 nucleotides. The record is from the annotation of a GenBank genome assembly. Lineage: Eukaryota; Viridiplantae; Streptophyta; Magnoliopsida; Fabales; Fabaceae.